This is a messenger RNA of Macadamia integrifolia, 3374 nucleotides long. Its product is annotated as transcriptional corepressor LEUNIG_HOMOLOG-like. The transcript is spliced from 19 exons. Gene Ontology annotation, molecular function: protein binding; transcription corepressor activity. Lineage: Eukaryota; Viridiplantae; Streptophyta; Magnoliopsida; Proteales; Proteaceae. Bases 454 to 2868 code for a protein of 804 amino acids. The record is from RefSeq and is a predicted model, not a curated record.
UUUUGAUUCUCUUUAGGCGGUGAAGCAAACGAGAGAGAGAGAGAGAGAGAGAGAGAGAGAGAGAGAUAUUUUUCCUCUCCGUUAAAGGCGAACAGUUCUACUCAAUUCAGCUAGUUCUCAGUCUGGAUGAAAACCCUACUUGUUUCGGAAAAGAUAUGAAAUUGCCUUCUCACAUUAAUUUCUGCGUAAUUUCUGUUCUUCAGAAAGAAUUUUGAACCGUUUAAACACCAAAACAAUCUUUAUCGAGGGUUUGAGCUAUGGAGAUUGGUGUUGCAUGGAAGCCAGGGUUGGUAAUGUAGGCUGUGAUCCGUCUAGCUUAGUAGGAUCAGAGGUUGGUUGUGGAGAAUAUCGUGAAAGAAGUGCAAGUUUUGAUCGUUCAGCUCUUCUGAUCAGUCUUUAAGCUUUUUUAUUUUCACUUGUUAUGUUCUUCUUUGUUGGGUUGGAACUCCGGCCAUGGCUCAGAGUAACUGGGAAGCAGAUAAGAUGCUUGAUGUUUACAUAUAUGAUUAUUUGUUGAAAAGAAAUCUGCAUGCUUCUGCAAAGGCUUUCAUGACUGAAGGGAAGGUCGCUGCAGAUCCAGUUGCAAUUGAUGCUCCUGGAGGAUUUCUGUUUGAAUGGUGGUCUGUCUUCUGGGACAUCUUCAUUGCAAGGACAAAUGAGAAGCAUUCCGAGGUUGCUGCAGCUUAUAUAGAGGCACAACAAAUCAAGGCGAGGGAGCACCAACAACAGCAGCUGCAAAUGCAGCAAUUGCAAAUUAUGCAGCAGCGGCAUGCUCAAUUGCAACGAAGAGAUCCUAAUCAUCCUUCCCUUGGUGGGACAAUAAAUGCAAUGAACUCUGAAGGAAUGCUUGGACAGUCUAAUGCUAGUGUCUUGGCUGCAAAAUUGUAUGAAGAACGAAUGAAACAUCCUCACUCGAUGGAUUCAGAUGCGCCCCCACAACUUCUUGAUGCUAGUAGGAUUGCCCUCCUGAAAUCAGCAAGCACUCAUCCAGGCCAGUUGGUCCAAGGCAACCCAGGAAGUGUGUCUGCAGCACUACAGCAAAUGCAGGCACGAACACAGCAGACAACUGACAUCAAGCCAGAAGUUAACUUGGGUGUAAACCAAAGAUCUUUGCCAAUGGAUCCUUCAUCACUUUAUGGACAGGGGAUUAUGCAGUCAAAAUCUGGACCAGGCAGUGCAGGAUUGAACCAAGGUGUCAGUGGCCUUCCCUUGAAGGGUUGGCCAUUACAUGGCAUUGAUCAAAUACGGCCAAAUUUAGGCGCACAAGUACAAAAGCCAUUUACAUCAAACCCAAAUCAAUUUCAGCUUUUGACUCCGCAGCAACAGCAACAGUACUUGGCACAGGCUCAGGCACAAGGAAACCUUGGUAGUGCACCUAACUAUGGAGACAUGGAUCCUCGAAGAUUUAGGGUUUUACCUAAGGGUAACUUGAACUCAAAAGUUGGUCAACCUACAGGAAAUGAUGGAUCUAUAGGUUCGCCAAUGCAAUCAAGUUCACCAAAGGUUAGAGGGCCUUCCCAAGAUCAAGCAGAAUAUAUCAUGAAGAUGAAAAUGGCCCAGAUGCAGCAGCCGUCCUCUCAACAGCAGCAGGAUCACCUACAGCAACAACAACUGCAACAGAAUAACAGAAAAAGGAAACAACCAACUUCUUCUGGAGCUGCUAACAGUACUGGUACUGGGACUACAGUGGGCCCUUCCCCUAACUCCCAGCCAUCUACUCCAUCAACUCAUACACCUGGUGAUACAGUGGCUUUGGCCGGUGGUCUGCCGCAUGUCAACAGUAUAUCAAAAAGUUUGAUGAUGUAUGGUCCAGAUGGGACAGGUGGCCUUGCAUCAUCUUCAAAUCAACUGGAAGACAUUGAACAUUUUGGAGAUGUUGGUUCAUUGGAUGAUCAUGUGGACUCAUUUCUUUCUCAUGAUGAAGGAGAUGGAAGGGAUCUAUUUGGCACAUUAAAACGAAGUCCAGCUGAGCACAAUACAGAGUCUUCUAAGGGCUUUAGCUUCAAUGAAGUUGGCUGCAUACGAACGAGCGAUAGCAAAGUUGUCUGCUGUCAUUUCUCAUCAGAUGGAAAAUUGUUGGCUAGUGCAGGGCAUGAGAAGAAGGCUGUUCUUUGGAACAUGGACACUCUGCAAUCAGAGAGCACUCCAGAGGAACACACUCUUAUUAUUACAGAUAUUCGUUUUAGACCAAAUUCAACUCAGCUGGCUACGUCUUCAUUUGAUAGGACUGUGCGACUUUGGAAUGCAGCAGACCCAAACUACUCUCUGCAUACAUAUACUGGCCAUGGUUCACAUGUGAUGUCACUUGAUUUCCACCCGAAGAAAACGGAUGUUUUCUGCUCUUGUGAUGGUAAUGCCGAAAUUCGCUUUUGGAAUGUCAAUCAAUAUUCAUGCACAAAGAUUUCCAAGGGAGGCAUGGCGCAGGUGAGGUUUCAACCUAGAAUUGGGCAGCUACUAGCAGCAGCAGCUGACAAUGUUGUGUCCAUUUUUGAUGUUGAGAGUGACAGGCAGACACACUCCUUACAGGGGCAUUCAAAAGAGGUAAACUCAGUCUGCUGGGAUACAAAUGGAGAUUAUUUGGCUUCUGUGAGCCAGGAUUGUGUGAGGGUGUGGUCCAUAACUUCAGGCGAGUGCAUACAUGAGCUUAGCUCCAAUGGGAACAAAUUCCACUCCUGUGUAUUUCAUCCAAGUUUUUCCACACUCUUGGUGAUUGGUGGUUACCAGUCGUUGGAGUUGUGGAACAUGGCUGAGAACAAGAGCAUGACAGUUCCUGCACACGAGGGUCUGAUUGCAGCAUUGGCUCAGUCACCUGUCACUGGGAUGGUUGCCUCCGCAAGUCAUGACAAAUCCGUUAAGUUGUGGAAAUAAGAUGGUUGGUUUUGUUUUUCUCCGCUUCCUCCUGUGUAAGAGCAUUUGGUGUUGCCCAGUCAAUUCCAGUGUAAAUCAGAAAAAUUGUCAAAAUGUAUGAUUGUUUUGAUUUCCUUUUUCCCUUAAAUCUUUCCUCCUCUAUUUCUUAUCAUUUUCGUUUUAAAUCUAAUAAACUGGGAAAUGAGGCUACCUUCCUGUUUCAAAUUGUGGUUUGUUAGGAGAGUGUAUGUAUUACUAGUUGUUUGGGCCAAAUUACAGGGAAGAAAUGAGAGGAGAAACAGGAGGAUAAAGCGCAGUUAGUUGAAGGGUGAGCUUGUGCGGUAUAGCAAAGAUGAAGUAGAUGGAAAGGUGAUUCUGGUUACCUUGAGUACAGUUGGGAAUUAAUUUGAGAUUAAUGUUAGUUUCAGUUUGGACAUGUGACAGAAUACCUAGUGAUAUUUCCAAAAAUUUUACUUGUAUAAUGUAUUAAUCAUAAUCUCAUGUCAGUGCAUAUGUUCAUUGGUCCA